Saitoella complicata NRRL Y-17804 is the source of this 789-nucleotide messenger RNA. RefSeq names its product cytoplasmic protein. NCBI's taxonomy places the organism in Eukaryota, Fungi, Ascomycota, Saitoellomycetes, Saitoellales, Saitoellaceae. The record is from RefSeq and is a predicted model, not a curated record. The transcript is spliced from 4 exons. Bases 22 to 441 code for a protein of 139 amino acids.
CAGACAGACGUUUCCAUCAUCAUGAGUUCUGACCCCCUGACAUCUACAACAAGACCAGUCACCGAUGCCGUGGUCACGGUCCGCGUUAUCAAGUCGUUUCCUCACCGUACUGUGAAGAACAUGAUUCUUCCUCAUGUCGAUCUUACGGCAAUGACCGUAGGCGACUUGAAGGAGAUUGUUCGGUCUGAGGUGCAAAAACAGGGAGGUUGGAAACCGUACCGUUCUUGUGUCGCAGAACUGGAUACCCUAAAAAUCUACACUCAGCCUCACGCAACAAAAACUAUGAAUCUCAUUAUCAACAUGGAUAACGAGCAUUGGAUGUUGGAUGACGAAUCUAAAAAACUCGUUGAAUAUGGCUUUGCAAACGAGACCGAAGUGUCGUUCUUCAACCGUGUUGGAUAUGAGGAGUUCAAGGCCAAUCCAGAGGAAAAGUGGCUCUAGUUAUUUGAGCGUGGGCGAAGCGAUCUUACCUAUCGUAUCGACCGCUGUGAGGCGUUAAACAAUGCGCCGCAGCGCGAUGGCGUGUAUGACCUUUUAUUCUGCAGCACAAUACUCACUGUAGCACAAGGCGAAUAUCUAACCUCUUAAAUCUGGGUUUGCAACUGCGUGCAUCGCGCCCACCAGAGAAGGAGGAGGGGGGAGGAGCAUAGGGACAGCGUAAGAUAUUUGGAUACAGAUUUCUACUUAACUCUUCACGCACAGUUACCGUUACCGUUUCUCUGCUGUGCAUUGCCGUAACAGUAGCUCUCGUCCCGAUUAUCUCUGCUCUACUGCCGGGGUCGCCCUGAU